Saccostrea cuccullata (small rock oyster) is the source of this 855-nucleotide messenger RNA. RefSeq lists its product as uncharacterized. NCBI's taxonomy places the organism in Eukaryota, Metazoa, Mollusca, Bivalvia, Ostreida, Ostreidae. The coding region runs from base 1 to 855 and encodes 284 amino acids. The transcript has a single exon. The record is from RefSeq and is a predicted model, not a curated record.
AUGACAGAUUCCUCCUCUAUCAGAAAAGUAAAUGAAAUAACUAUCGAACACUUAAACAUUGCACAUUUAUCUGCUUUGGAACCCGAUAGAUUCUUGGCCAGUGAUGACUGGGGAAACCUCAUUCAGUCUGACAUGAAAGGAAGUAUCUUAUGGAAGAAAUCAACUAAUAUGUAUGGUAUUCGAGGUAGGCACUCAGUCACAUCAGAGGGACAGAUACUUUACACAGAUUUCAAUAUUAAUGCCAUAUACACGAUGGGUAGUGACAUGUUUUCCAACAAACUAGCAAUCAGAACAGGGAACUGGAAACCAGGGGCAAUUUACUCCUCUCAUAUCAAUGAACACGUAUUGGUGGGGAUGGAGAAAAAUAAUUUCAUGGAAGUGACUGCAAAAAUAGUCAGAUUUAGCAAAGGAUGGACGAAGCUACAAGAUAUCAAUUUGAAUGAUAAAGGACAAAAUCUUUAUCUAAGUGCACGCUUUAUCACAGAGAAUAUAAACUGUGACAUUUGUACAUCUGACUACCUGGCCAGUAAGGUUGUGGUUGUAACCAGAACAGGAGAGUACCGGUUCUCUUACUAUGGUCACCCGCGUCAGAUUGGAUUCCGUCCCUGUGGAAUCUGUACAGAUGCCCAGGGACAUAUUGUGGUGUGUAAUGGCUAUGAAGACUCUACUAACCAGUGCUCUGGUGUCCAUCUGCUGGAUAUGGAUGGCCAGUUUCUGUCUUUCCUUCUCACACCAGACCAAUGCCCACCAAUUCCCUGUGCUCUUUGUAUUAACAAUCAGCAAAUUCUUAUGAUCGCGAGUUUAGCCAGUCCAACCGUUUCUGUUUAUAAGUAUUUUCACAGCACACAAGUAUAA